This is a messenger RNA of Aphidius gifuensis, 4913 nucleotides long. Its product is annotated as MAP kinase-interacting serine/threonine-protein kinase 1. The record is from RefSeq and is a predicted model, not a curated record. Gene Ontology annotation, cellular component: nucleus; cytoplasm. NCBI's taxonomy places the organism in Eukaryota, Metazoa, Arthropoda, Insecta, Hymenoptera, Braconidae. Gene Ontology annotation, molecular function: ATP binding; calmodulin binding; calcium-dependent protein serine/threonine kinase activity. Gene Ontology annotation, biological process: protein autophosphorylation; intracellular signal transduction; peptidyl-serine phosphorylation. The transcript is spliced from 4 exons. The coding region runs from base 1141 to 2715 and encodes 524 amino acids.
UCAGUCGGAAACCAGCUGCCGAGUGUUGAGCACGUUGAGCAGUGCGGGAAGGUGAAUGUUAAGACCAGGCCAGAUGUGCUAACCGGAUUAAUUUAAUGAGCUUUCGAGCCAAUUUAACAAAAGCUUAUUGCAAAUUAUAUUUGUAAUAGCAACAGUGUCAAAAAAAAAAAAUUAUUUAAAUAUUUGUCAUUUGUGUUAAAAUUUUCAUUCAAAAAUCACAACAAAAAAGUCAAAAUUUAUCCGGUUGAAAGAGUGAUUGUCAUCAAAUAUUUGGUAUCAACUAUCUACAGCUUAAAAUUAAAAAUAAAUUACACUAAUUUUGUCUAUAAUUUGACAGAAAAAAAAUAAUAAUUGUUUUUAUCAUUGGAGAAAGAGAAAACAGAUUGGCUAGAAAUAAAAAAAAAUACUUUUUUCUACAACAUCAGCAAGAGUCAAAUUGCUGUGAGCGAAAAAAGUGCUGUGGAAAGAAUCUGUGAUAGUAUUUAUUGAAAAUAAUAUUAAAGCUAAAAAAAAAAAAAUAUUUUAAAUAUAUUCUAUAUUUUGGAUAAAAAAAAAAAAAAUCAAAUUAAUCUGAGUUUGUCAUUGUAAAGAUUCGAAAUAAUCUAGAUAGAAAUUAGAUAUUUAUUUACAUCUGUGAUACACUGAUAUGUACAUAUAGCUCGUGUUGUUUAAAUGAUUAAUAUAUUAUUUUCAUAAUUAAACUUGUGCUAAUAUAAAUAUUGAACUAAAAAAAAAAAAAUUAAUUAAAGAAAGUGGUAUAUCUCAUUGAAUAUCUGGAGAGAGUUUUUGCCGUCAUUUUGAAGCUGAUCAAUCUGAAGCAGCAACACACACACAUUCACCCACACACUAUUAAAAAAAAAAAUAAAUUGCUAAUUUUUUUUUAAUUCAGUUAAAUCAACACAGUAUAAAUUUAAUUAAUUUGUUUCUUGUACAUACGACUGACUAUUUUUUUUAAAACAAUUACUAUUGUUCCGGGCGUGAGCGUAAAAAAAAAAAUAUACCUAUAAUUAAAGCUUAAAUAUAAACACACCUAAAAAUCUAUUAAAACGUAAAUUCGUUAUAGUUAUUAAUUAUAGUGAUUUGUGAUUUAUAACGGUUGUUUUUUAAAUAAUACAAUAUAUAAUAAAAACAAUAAGAAAAAUGGUCGAGAAAAUACCGGAAGAACGAGAGGACGAGCGUCAGGACGCUGUGAGAGAUGACAGUAAAUGCAUUGAAGUAGCCUCAACAGGAGAAUCACUGAGUUCAAUUCAGGCAAGACAAGAGGAAGCUAGACGCAAAAGGCGCAGGAAGCAACGUACUGGCUCAUCUCUUGUCUCAUCAUGCUUUCAAGAAUUAUAUAAAUUGACUGGAGAAGUUCUUGGUGAAGGUGCAUAUGCAUCAGUACAAACAUGUGCAUCACUUUACACUGAUCUUGAAUAUGCUGUUAAAAUAAUCGACAAAAUUCCUGGACAUGCACGUACACGUGUUUUUAAAGAAGUUGAAACAUUUCAUCAUUGCCAGGGACAUCCUAAUAUUAUUCAAUUAAUUGAAUUUUUUGAAGACGAUGAAAGAUUUUAUCUUGUUUUUGAAAAAAUUAAUGGUGGACAAUUAUUAAGAAGAAUUCAAGAACGUGUUCAUUUCAGUGAAAGAGAAGCAAGUCAAACUGUUAAAGAAAUUGCUGCAGCAUUAAAUUUUCUACACAAAAAAGGAAUUGCUCACAGAGAUUUAAAACCAGAAAAUAUAUUAUGUGUAAAUCUUGAUACAUUAACACCAAUUAAAAUAUGUGAUUUUGAUCUUGGAUCUGGUAUUAAAUUUAACAAUACAUUAUCAAGUCCAGUAGCAACACCACAAUUAUUAACACCAGUUGGUAGUGCUGAAUUUAUGGCACCAGAAGUUGUUGAAGCAUUUAUUGGUGAAACAAGUUAUUAUGAUAAACGUUGUGAUUUGUGGAGUCUUGGUGUUAUAAUGUACAUAUUAUUAUGUGGAUAUCCACCAUUUUAUGGUAAUUGUGGUACAGAAUGUGGUUGGGAAAAAGGUGAAAAUUGUCAAGCAUGUCAAGAAUUAUUAUUUACAAGUAUACAAGAAGGAAGAUAUGAUUUUCCUGAUCGUGAAUGGAUAAAUAUAUCUGAUGAUGCUAAAGAUCUAAUACGUGGUUUAUUAGUUAAAGAUGCACAUCAAAGAUUAAGUGCUGAAUGUGUACUUAAACAUCCAUGGAUUAAUCCACCAGCUGGUGUUAUGCUUGCUGAUGAUAGACCAUUAAUAACACCUGAAAUAAUAAGACGUAAUAAUUCAGCACGUGAUUUAUCAGCAUUUGCUGAAUCAGCAAUGGCUGUUAAUAGAGUUGUACAUCAACAUUUUUCAAUGAAUUUAUAUGAUCUUAAUGAAAAUAUUGAACCACGUUUAUCAACAUCAUCAACUGAUGAUGAUAAUCAUCCAUAUGGUCAUAUGUCUGAUUCAGGAAGUGAAUUAUCAGAAAAUAGUAAACAUUGUGCAACACAUUCAUCAAGUGAAUUUGAACCAACAUCAAGACGUAAAUCAUGCUCAAUGACAUCAGCAAUUGAUUUUUCUGAUACAAAAAUUAUUGGUAAAAAUCGUCUUCUUGGUAAGGAAUCAAUGAGUCAACUUUAUGGUUUAUCACCACCAAGUGAAAGUCGACUUAUGCAGCGUCGUAUUAAAGCACGUUCAAAUAUUCUUGAACGUAAAAGUCCAGCAAUUGUCGCAUCACCGAGUGGCUAAAUAUACUGUAUAUUAUAAUUUUAUUUUUCUCGUCAUUGAAAACGUUUCCUUCUCAUUAUUAUUAAUAUUAUUCUAUAAAUAUUAUUUUAUUUUUUUUUUUUUGAUCUUUGCAAUUAUUUUUUUCAUUAUUAUUUCGUUUUUUUUUUUUUACUAUUCAUUCGUGGCUCAUCGACAACGAUAAUUAAUAUAUUGUAUAUUUUUUUUUUGUAUUAUAAAUUCGAAAUAAUAUUUAAUUAUUAAAAUCAAUCAUACAUUUUUAUUUUUCAAAUCGUUUUUGUUAUAUUUUUUUUUUUCAAUCAAUAUUCUAAAAUUUUUCAUUAAAAUCAUUUUCUGUUAUAUAAUAAAAUUAAUUUAAAUGAUUAUAAUAAUGAUAAAUUAAGCAAAUGAAAAAAAAAAAAAAAAGGAUAAAUAAAUCGUUAAAAGCCAAUUAAUUAUUAGCCGCGAAUAUAUUUAUAAAUAUAUUUUUUUGUCUGACGAAUGUUUUCAAGUUUUACGUAGAGAAUAAAUUUUGUUAAAGACAAAAAAAAAUAAACAAAAUACUUGAAAAAUUUAGUACCUGUAAAAUAUAUAUUCGCGAAAUGAGAAGUAAUGUGUGAAUGUACGAUUAUAUUUCUAAGAUCAGAUGAGAUUUAUUAUUAAAAAAAAAAAAAAAACAAAAAAAAAUAUUGAGAGUUUAUUUGUCCGAAUAUUAUUAUAUAAAAAUGAACUAUUUAAUUAUGAAAUAAUAACUGUCGUGUAUGUCGACUAGUCUCUUCCUUCCAUCAUUGGCAAUAAAUCGAAAAAAACUAAUUUUUUUUUUAAAAAUAAAUUUAAGACCAUGGCCAAAAUUAAGUUUCACAUAUAAUAUAAAUAUUAUCUAGAUAUCAAACAGUAUUUUUCUGUUAUGAAACAAUUUCUUUUUAUAUUUUAAACAUUUUUUUUUUUUGAAAAAGAAAACAACAAGAAAACCUUUUUUUGUUUCGAUGAAUUUUUAACAUAAAUAAUUUUUUCAUUCUUAUUUUACCAUUUUAAAAAUUAAUAUCUUCGUUAAAAUUGUUGACAGUUUUUCUUUUUUGUUUGUUUAUUAAUGAUUAUUGUGAAAAAUAAUUUGAUCAAUUCAAUAGAACCAUUUUUUACUGAUGGGGUGUAUAUUGUUUGACGUUAUUCGAAAUAAUUAAAUGUGUCAAUAAUAACAAGAUUUACAUUAUUUUGUAAAUAAUUCAUAUUGACUUUUAUUUGUAACUUAAUGUCUUUUUUUUUUCUUUUCUAAUAUCGAAUUUUUCGUCAUGGUUUAUACACACAUAAAAGAAAAAAUUUCAAAUUUAAAUUAAAACAAGUGGACAGUCAUUCAAAUAUACUCUGAUUAUAUAAAUUAUUAUUAUUUUUUUUUCUAUGAAAAUUAAUCGAAUCAGCUCAGUAGUAUAAUAAAUCGUUAAAUUAUUAAUCAAACUUGAUGCUUGACUAAUAAUUAUUUGUAUAUUUAAAAUCUCAAUAAUAUAAAUAAUUUUUAUAUAUAAAAUGUCCACAAUAUUAUUUUAAUUUCAAGUAUAUUUUGUAAUUAAAAAAACAAUAUAAAAUUAUCGUUUGUAUAAUAUUAAAUCAACAUAAUUAAACAAAAAUUAUAAUACGAAAUAUCGUUAUAUAAAUUUCAUCGAAACUAUAUGCAAAUAAAACUCUUUUAGUUAUCAACAAAGAAAAAAAAAAAAAAUAUAAAAAACCAAAAAAAAAAAAAAAUACGAAUAAUUGGAAAAAAUAAAAAAAACAAAUAGAAAAAAAAGAUAAAAAUUAAAAAAAAAAAAAAAAAUCUUAGAUUGUAAUUAUGUGAGUGAAUGAAUGUUAAAAUGAUGAACAAUUGAUAAAAUUAGAUUAAGAAAAUUAACAUGGCCAUAAUCGUUGAUCUGCAAAUAAGUUUUGGAUUUUUGUAUUUUGUAUUGUUUUUCACUGAUGAAGAAUGAAGGAAAAAAAAUAAAAAAAACAUUGUAAUGAAUGUGACAUCAUGACAUGUCAUUGAAAGAAAAAAAAAUAUUUUCUUUUUUUUUUUAAACAAUAAAUUACAUAGCAUUAUAAAAUGAUAAUUUGUUGCUGCUUUUUUUGUUAAUUUGGAUAUUAAAUCAUCUGAGAACCAUGAAACAAUAAAAAGCAUCAUCAAAAAAUUAUUAAUUCAUGCUGUUGAAUCAUUGAAUGAUGAUGUGAGAAUAAAAAGAAAAAAAAAAAAAAAA